Arabidopsis lyrata subsp. lyrata is the source of this 439-nucleotide messenger RNA. Its product is annotated as putative defensin-like protein 48. The record is from RefSeq and is a predicted model, not a curated record. The transcript has 2 exons. The coding region runs from base 48 to 296 and encodes 82 amino acids. NCBI's taxonomy places the organism in Eukaryota, Viridiplantae, Streptophyta, Magnoliopsida, Brassicales, Brassicaceae.
UUAACAACAUUUUUUUCUCAUUAACUUUGUACAAAAUUUCUUUUAUCAUGGGUACUACAAAAAAUCUGGUGAUCUUUUUUCACAUUGUCAUAUUAACAGUUUUGUUCAACGAAAUCAUUUUGGUCUCAGGUGAAGAGGUCGAAGAAUUCCCAUAUGAUCAUUGCUUCCAGUUGUGUGUGGAAGGAGUGUACGGACCGCAAAAAUGUUUUGAAGACUGUUAUGACAGAGGAUUUGCUAGAGGAGAUUGUGCAAACCCAACUGCCAAAGAUCCUAGAAGGUGUUGUUGCAAUAACUAAAAAAAAAACUCGUUAGUCCCUAAUGCGAAGGCUAAGCUAUUCAAACAUUGUACUUAUACUUUUCUAGCAUUUGACUUAUGAGGCAAAUUCUUAUCGUGUAAUAAAAUAAAAUAAAAAUUAUAUUAAUAUCUGUUUUAAUCAAA